Molecule: messenger RNA, 820 nt
Organism: Dacryopinax primogenitus
Lineage: Eukaryota; Fungi; Basidiomycota; Dacrymycetes; Dacrymycetales; Dacrymycetaceae
Exons: 2
Coding region: 1-741 (246 amino acids)
Molecular function (GO): acyltransferase activity, transferring groups other than amino-acyl groups
Source: RefSeq, a predicted model, not a curated record
AUGAUCCCAUUAGAUCAUCGCCAGCCAGUCCUCUUCGACAGAUCAAGAGCUGAUGAGCCGUACAUUCCCCUCCCCUCCCACCACGACAAUAUCCGUCUCACACCGUGGCGCGUCGAAGAUGUGGACGCAGUCCUCCCCAUCUUGAACCACCCUGAUGUCUAUCCUCGCCUAGUUGGGCCGGCUUACCCAUACACGCGAGAGCAUGCCCAGCUGUGGUUCGAAGGCCAAUCCAAGCUAUUCGAGCCUGACCGAGGAUAUUUCACGGGGGACGAGGCCGCCCCCUUGCGUCAGGGCAAGUUUUUCGAUUACACACCCAUGUGUGUUAUCCGAGAAGUCCAACCGGAUGGAAGCCAGAUUUUCCUGGGAGUUGUCGAUUUAGUGAGGUCGUCAUUUGGGGGAGAGACGGACUCGGCGACGAAGGAACAACUGAUCAAAAAGAACCGAGGGAAGACGGCCGGAGAUCCCACUAUUGUCUACAUGGUCGGAGACUACCUUGCUGCUUCACACCAUGGGAAGGGAAUCAUGACAGCGGCUGUCCGAGAGCUCAUUCGCUCGUGGGGUGUUCCGUACAUGCGCAUUCGCUUGGUCCACGCCGCAGUGAUGGAGGGCAAUGUUGGUAGCCGACGAGUAUUUGAGAAGCUUGGAUUCAGUUUCUCUGGUUUCAUAGAAGGAUCUGUACCGACUCAAGGAAAGAGGGAUGAGGUAAUGGGCGAAUGGUUCUUUCAAUAUACCGCAGAGUAGGUGGUACCUCUCUGUCAGGAAGAACUGCUUGUCUGUCCACGACUCCAUCCCACUGAAUAUUUUAUAUCAUGAAUAGAAC